CUAUUUAAAGGCUGCUACAGUUUUUAAACUUUUAUUUUUGCUUACAGAAAAUUGCAGAAAUUUUAAAACGAAAAGAGAAGAUUUCAAUCGAUCUUCACAAGUCAUAUACUAAUUGUUUAUUCCUCAGAAAGAAACGGCGUUAAAGGAGCACUGCCAGGUGCUGUCUUGUCUUGGUAUCAACGAAUUGCAGUUGGUGCUACAAGAGUCAAGAGGGCUUGAGUAUUUGCAUGAGAAAGAAAACUCUCACAUCAUUAAAUCCAGCAAUGUCCUACUCUUUAAGGAUGAUGUGGUUGCCAAAAUUGCUGAGUUUGAUCUCUCUAAUCAAGCUCUUGAUAUGGCAGCCCGCCUUCAUUCAACUCGUGUUCUUGGAACUUUCAGUUACCACCCCCCUGUCCCCUGAGUAAGUUGACAUAUAGUCGCUUGUGAAUGAAAAUGUAUACUGUGGGCUCUCAUCGAGUCUCAAAUGUUCCUUUUUUCUUGACAAAAAUGUGAUGACUGGAUAAUUAAAUUCCACGAAUGAUGUAUACAGCUUUGGGGUUGUCUUACUCGAACUCCUUACUGGUCGAAAACCUGUUAAUCAUUACUCAAAGGGCAGCAAAGUCUAGUCACAUGGGUACUAAUUCCUCUCAGUCCUACACAUCUUUUUCAAAUAGCAUGAUUGUCGACCCCAAAAUUUUCUACUUAUGCAUCAGGUAACAACUAAAAUGAGCGAAUACAAGGUCAAACUAUGCAUUGAUGCAAGGUUACAUUAUCAGAGAGCGUGACCUUGUCUUCCAUUUAUUUGCAAGGUUACCUAUCAAAAAUUUAAAUGAUUUUUAAGCAUGUCCACAGCUUAAAAACGCCACAAUUUGAUCGUUAUCAUCCAUUUUUAUCUCAGAAUUAAUAGUCAAACUACCCCAUUAAAAAAAAACAGUUUAAAUUUAGCAAAACCAUAUAAACAUCUAUAUAUGAACCCUUUCUUCUUAACUUUUUCUCUCUAAUCCUUUCCAAUCCACGUCCAAGUAAAAACAACAAAGAAACAAAAAAGAUGAACACUCCAAUAAAACUCACUUUUCUCAUUCUCUGCAUCGCCCUAACCGCAACCGCUUUCGUAGUCCCAGCAAAACGUGCCGAUGUUACACCGGAACACGAAAAAACUGUGGCAGGAAUCUGCAGCGUUGUGGAAGACAAAAAUCUUUGUAGCAUAACCUUGAAAACCGUCCCAAGCAAUGACCCAGCCUUCUUGGUCCGUUACUUAGCCACAGCCGCAGAAUCCUCUGUUAAAAGGGGUUUGAACUUCCUCUCUGGAAUCAAACCCAAGUACAAAGGAAACGCAUUCGCCACAAACUGCAUCACCGGUUGCGAAAAACAGCUAAACAAUGCCUUGGAAGACUUUGCAGAUUUCUGGAAAGCCGCGGGAGAAAACAUAACCAGCAUGGCUGAUAAUUACUUCACAUGCAAGAAGAAGAUGACUUCCAUCUUCACGUACCAAUCGACUUGUCUCGAUGACAUUUAUGAAAAAAAGUUGUUGAAAGAGGUUCAAGGGGGGAUAGGACUUGGGAAAAGAAUGAGUGGUGAGUCAUUGGAUGUGUUCGCUGGAAUGGACAAAGUCUUUAACACUUUAAACAUUAAGACCAAACUUAACCAGCAAGAUACCGAUUCGUUGCUCCCACCACCUUUGUCGUUUUACUACAAUUGAUUUAUUUAUUAACAUACAUAUUCUUAUACAUAUAUAACAAAGAAAAAUGUGCAUCGACUGGGGUUUUUCAGAUAUUUUAGGAAUCUUGUAAGGGUUCCUUUUUGAUGUAUAUUUGUAAUUACUAUGUUGUAGGUGAUAAUCAUGUAUGGACCUCGUGGUUGGAAAGGAUAUGGGAAAAAUGUGAUUAUUAUCCUAUAAUAAUAAACUUAAUUUGUAACUUA
Molecule: messenger RNA, 1899 nt
Organism: Raphanus sativus (radish)
Lineage: Eukaryota; Viridiplantae; Streptophyta; Magnoliopsida; Brassicales; Brassicaceae
Product: probable pectinesterase/pectinesterase inhibitor
Exons: 1
Coding region: 1028-1678 (216 amino acids)
Molecular function (GO): enzyme inhibitor activity
Source: RefSeq, a predicted model, not a curated record